GUUUCUCUUCCUCCUGUUUUCCACCAGAGGUUGGCGUUAAAACCUGCGGUCUGCCAUGGAGUACCUGACUCUGGGGGCCAAUGCUUCAGGAUGUUUCCCGGUGGAAACGCCUCUCAGGAGGAAGCUCUUCCUCCUCUACUACCUGACCGUCAUCAUCAUCUCCAUCCCUGCGAACACCUUCUCCCUGUACGUGUCGUGUCAGCACAUCAGGCAGAAAAACGACCUUGGCGUUUACCUCUUCCAUCUGGCCUUGAGUGACCUGACCUUCACCUUGGGCCUCUCCCUGUGGAUGGACUUCCUGUGGAGAGGCGUCUGGACCCACGGAGGCUACGUCUGUUUGGCCUCCAUCUUCUCGCUCUACACCAACUUCUACACCAGUGAGGCUUUUCUCUGCUGCAUCGCAGUGAACCGCUACCUGGCGGUGGUUCACCCGCUCAGGUACGCCUGGACGAGGAAGGUCAGCACCGCCGCCAUGAUCUCCGUCACCAUUUGGGUGUUGGUGAUGGGCUUCAAUGUGUGCACCAUAACCUGGGAGGACUCCUACUAUGAAAACAACAUGUUUUCUUUGUGCUACGACAUCUUCCUCCCACUGUCGCAGACCAUGGCUAAUGCUAGCAUCGCUCGCUUCUUCCUGGGCUUCGUGGUUCCGGUUCUCAUCGUCUUUUUCUCCACCCGGAGCACAUGCCUGGCAGUGAAAGCAAACAGAGCCACGAUGGACGAGGAACGGCUGCGGAUCUCAAAGCUGCUGACGGUGGUUCUUCUCUGCCUGUUGGUCUGCUUCGGACCGAUCCAUGUCUCUUUCAUGGUCCGCAUGCUGUUGGAUGGCUGCCAGAGUUUUAAAUGGUUCCUCAUUAUUUACAAGGUUAGCACUGCUAUAUCCAUCAUGAACUGCCUGGUAGACCCGCUGCUCUACUGCUUCAUCACCAGAACAGGGCAGAAAAAGGUCCAACAGGUUCUGCGUUUCUUCUUGAGGAAGAAGAAAAGAACAGAAGGGAUAAACUGUAUAAGUUAAAGAGGAUAAAGAUGACUUUAAUGUCCUUUAAAAAGUUUGUUUAUAAGUUUCUUUAAAAAAACAAAAACAUCAGUUCUUAUAUAUGUUCUAUAUCUGCAUUUCACAGAACACAGAAAUAAAACUGCAUCAUUUUCAAUAAAAAAAGAAAAAUUGUGAUGUUCUAAACCUUUUAUUCAAUGAUGUGAUGUGUACAUAUCUUUUGACCGCUAUUUGAAAAGGAGCAUAUAGCUCAACCACUUAAGAUGAUAUGUACCUUUUUCUUUUACUAAUUUAAUUAAUUGAUGUUUAAAUACGGAUGGGUGGAUGGGUGGAUGGAUGGAUGGAUGGAUGGAUGGAUGGAUGGAUGGAUGCUGUAACUAAGUCCCUGUUUGCAAUAACCCAGAUAUUUUGGAAAAAGUAAAUUUUCUUCUGUUUCCACUCAACGUGUGUUUUAUAGAUGUAUUCUCACAUAAAUCCCAUCCUGACGUUCUGGUUUGUCUUUUAUCUUGACUUUGCUGAGACUUCCUGUGAUUCUGUUUCCUCAGUUUUUGUCCUUGACUCUUUUUUAUCUCCAGUUUUCUAUAUUUACAGAACGGAUAACGUGAUGCAGUUACUGCUCUUUAACAACAGGACCAGUUAAUAAGCAACAGACCUGUAGACUCACCAUCCUGUCAUUGUUACCACGAUACAACCUGUUUGUAAGAAAUCAGUGGCUGCAGGUCUGAACGUCUGCUUCCUGAUGUGAAGCAGACUGCCACAGCUCAGUGUUGCUUUAGGUCACUAGAUAUAUUAAGAUUUUAAUGUUUUAUAGUUGCUGGGCGUCUUUUCAGUUGUUAAAACAUGAUUCCAUAUCAAAUAUUAGCACCAUAAUUAUAAGCCAGAU
Molecule: messenger RNA, 1874 nt
Organism: Poecilia latipinna (sailfin molly)
Lineage: Eukaryota; Metazoa; Chordata; Actinopteri; Cyprinodontiformes; Poeciliidae
Gene: gpr65
Product: G protein-coupled receptor 65
Exons: 1
Coding region: 56-1012 (318 amino acids)
Biological process (GO): G protein-coupled receptor signaling pathway
Cellular component (GO): membrane
Molecular function (GO): G protein-coupled receptor activity
Source: RefSeq, a predicted model, not a curated record